Molecule: messenger RNA, 1209 nt
Organism: Paramisgurnus dabryanus
Lineage: Eukaryota; Metazoa; Chordata; Actinopteri; Cypriniformes; Cobitidae
Source: RefSeq, a predicted model, not a curated record
CAGUUGCUGAUUGGCUGGUUGUCUUGAUUGUAAGCCUCAUGAAGAAAGUUUUGCCAGCAUCUCUUUCAGUUGAGAAAUUCUGUGAGAGUGAAAAUGUCAUCGCCAAAGAUCUUGAGUUUUCAGCUCAUUCUGAUGCUGUCUAUAUUUACUGGACUAGCAAAUGGGUAUUAUCAAUACCGGUGGGGAGAAUGCAUCUACAGCUCCUCUGAUUACAGUGACAUGGUGUACAUGGAUGGAUAUUACUUCAACAAAUAUUUAUACACACAGUUCAAUAGCACUGUGGGGAAGUAUGUAGGGUUUACUGAGUUUGGAGUGAAAAACGCAGAGUCCUGGAACAACAAUCCUGGCCAGCUGCAGCAAGAGAGAGCUGAAGUGGACAGAGUCUGCAAACAUAAUGCUCAAAACCAUGACUCAGCUGUCCGUGAUAAAAGAGUGAAACCGAAUAUUAAGAUCAGUUCAAUGAGGGAAUCUGAUGCCAAACAUCCAGCUAUGCUGAUGUGUAGCGCAUUUCGCUUCUACCCACAAAGAAUCAAAGUGACCUGGUUAAAAAACAAUCAACCUGUGACCACUGAUGUGACCUCAACUGAGGAGAUGCCUAAUGGAGACUGGUACUAUCAGAUCCACUCCCACCUGGAGUAUACCCCCAAAUCUGGAGAGAAGAUCUCAUGUAUGGUGGAGCAUGCCAGCUCUACUAAACCUAUGAUCGUUGACUGGGACCCCUCUCUUCCUGAGUCUGAGAGAAAUAAGAUUGCUAUCGGGGCUUCUGGUCUGGUGCUGGGAAUCGUCUUAGCAGCUGCUGGACUUAUUUACUACAAGAAGAAAUCAGCAGGGAGGAUCCUUGUACCACAUUGAUAAUGGUUCUUAUACAGACUGACCAGGGAUUCAGCUUGGACCACAGAGAAGGAUUCGGUUUUAUGAUACAACUUGAAUACAUAAUCUAAAGAAAAAAGCAUCACCUGUGACAAAUAUGUUUGAUUCAAAUUUAAGCAUUGUUUUAAUAUUGGUAGUGAUUUUGCUUAUUUAGCAAAAAUAACUUUUGAUGAUGUAUACAGUAUAAAGAUGUAUAAAGAUAAUUGUUUUGCUAACUUUAUCUCCAGAAUUAAUACAUUUUAACGAUCUUACACUAGCUCAUUAACAUAUAAUAUUAUUAUGGUUCCAGGCUAAGAAUAAGAUCAUAUUGAUGACAUUUAGAUGUACAAACUUUAACAG